UUUUUAAACAGAUUGUGUUCAGAUCUUCAGCUGUUUACUCAUUUCAGGACCAAGACUCUGGUUGUAAUCUUCAAAAAGGAGACGACUCUAGGGGCACGGCGUCCUAGCGCUUUCCGCGCCGGGAUCGAUUGACUGGCGGGCGUGGCCGUCGGGCUGGCUCCUCCCCCUCCUGGCGGCAGCGUGCGCUCCCAGCCGCCACCUCCGUGCACCCCGCGCUCGCCCGGCUUGCGCGCCCGAGCCCAUGCCCCCAGCGCCACGUGGUCACCCAGCGCCAUGUGCGUCCCGCACACCAUGGAGACGGGAAAGCACCACAACACGCCGGACACAGGCCAGGGUCAGGGGCAUGGCCAGGGCAGGCGCUGUGGAGGGGUGCCGCUCGAGCCCUUCGUCCACCAGGUGGGCGGCCACACCAGCAUGAUGCGCUACGAUGACCACACCGUCUGCAAGCCGCUCAUCAGCCGCGAGCAACGCUUCUACGAGUCACUGCCGCCCGAGAUGAAAGAGUUCACGCCCGAAUACAAAGGCGUGGUCCUGGUGUGUUUCGAGGGAGACAUAGACGGCUACAUUAACCUGGUGGCCUACCCUUACGUAGAGAGUGAAUGCUUGGACCAUGAGGACCUGCCUGAGAGGGACCAACCGCGCCGUAAACACUCGCGGCGCAGCCUGCAUCGCUCCAGCAGCGAUCACAAAGAAGACAGAGUGGCUCAUGAGAGUGACAGCAAUGACAAUCUGCAGGAACUAAAGAGUCCACGGCUGGAGCUGCAGAUUCACUCAGAAGUGCCCUUCCAGAUGCUGGAUGCGAACAGCGGCCUGAGUUCAGAGAGGAUCAGCCACAAUCCCUGGAGCCUGCGCUGCCACAAACAGCAGCUCAGCCGCAUGCGCUCCGAGUCCAAAGACAGGAAGCUCUACAAAUUUCUCCUCCUUGAGAACGUGGUGCAUCACUUCAGCUGCCCCUGCAUCCUGGACCUGAAGAUGGGCACGAGGCAGCACGGUGACGAUGCAUCCGAGGAAAAGGCGGCUCGGCAGAUGAAGAAGUGCGAACAGAGCACGUCUGCCACUCUGGGCGUACGUGUGUGUGGGAUGCAGGUGUACCAGAUGGACACAGGGCACUACCUGUGCCGCAACAAGUACUACGGUCGAGGCCUGUCCAUCGAGGGUUUCCGGAACGCGCUGUACCAGUUCAUGCACAAUGGCACCGAACUGCGCCAGGACCUGUUUGAGCCCGUUCUGAGCAAGCUGCGCAGUCUCAAAGCCGUGCUGGAGCGCCAGGCCUCGUACCGCUUCUACUCCAGCUCGCUGCUCAUUAUCUAUGAGGGAAGAGGGCCAGAGCGGGCCGAGCCUCCGGCCGAGAAGGAUGUCGUCGCCGGGUCUCCACCGUCAGACCCGCAUCCGGCUCCGAGCGUCGACGUGCGCAUGAUAGACUUCGCCCACAGCACCUUUAAAGGCUUUCGGGACGACCAGACGGUGCACGACGGACCUGACAAAGGCUAUGUGUUUGGACUAGAAAGCCUCAUAAACAUCCUGGAAUCGAUUCGGGAGGAGAACCAGUAACAUAAAGUGACUUUUUUUUUUAGUUGAACCUAUAUUUUCCCUACAGCGCUUUUCCUUCCUCUCAUUCUCAAGUAUGACUUGAUUAUUGCUAUACCUUCAGUGUGGUGGCAGGAUAACAUGACAAUUCGAGUAUUGUGAAGGAAGGAAAGGCCUCGCACCUCAAAGCAUGAGGGUGUUUUAAAGCUUCAGUCAUCAUGGGGGAAAUGGCGGUGACCUCUAACUGGGUUUUUACUCAUGGCAGGGAUGGUCCAUGAUACAGGAACCAGGCUUGUUUUACACGUCCUGUGGAUUCGUCGCCACCGUGUGGCUAUCCAAGGUUUUGCAGGCAGCCACAGCUCAGGGGAAGUCCAGGGUCAGAUCCUUUUGGGUUGGGUGCAGGAAAAGCGUGUGUGUAUGUGUUUGUGUGUGUGUAUGUGUCUGCGUUUGUGUGUGCGUGUGUGUGCGCGUGUUGAGGAUAGGUGGGUAGCAUUUGGGGAGCAAAUCCCCACAGCAGUAUUCCUUUAGGGAGAAGUUUUGAUCCUUGCCAUGGCUUAACUGUAUAUCUGGGGGUGGACGGAUGACCAGAACCCCCUUCAAUUAGCAUCAAGUUACCAUUCAUAGCCGUGCGAGACUCUUGUAUGAGGUUACAUGCUUUUUAAUUGUAAAAAUAAUGUUACUAUAGCGUACCAUCUUAACCACGUCAUUAGAGCCAUCGUUGCAUUUGAGCUUUUUAUUGUUUUAUUUUGCUUCUUUUUUUAAAAUUAUUUUGUUUAUGAAAGUACUGCCAGUCCUAGUCUUGUCUCUCGGACAGUUUGUAGAUCUGUAAUCACAGCUGUGUUCCCUGUAUACACUCGGAUCUUCUUGUUUUUUUGGUUUUUUUUUUUUUUUUUUGCACUGUAGAUUGUGUUAAUGCAUACAUCAUGGUUCUUCAGACUCUUUUCCUCUCCCUACCUGUCAUUUUAUAUUUUAGUAUUUAUAUUUACAGUGAACCUUCACGUCCAUCAGCACAUGUAGCAAUGCAAUCCAGAAAACGCUGAACCCCUAAACUCAUCUUUCCUUUAUCUUUGAUCUUCUCAUUUCCCCUUUUCGUCACCAUAGGUGGACCAUAUCACCUCGUAGUUACACUUGAUUAAGGUGUUCUGUGUGUAGGUGGAAUUAUAGCCAUCGUCUUUUUGGUGAGGUGUUUUUUUUCCCUUCUCUGGCACACCACAGGCUCCAUUUCAACCAGAUUGUUUGUCAAAUGCAUUGAAGGUCAUUGAAGCUCCUCGCACAUGUUUAACAUAUUGAUAUUACCAGUGUAGUAUUCCUGUAUUGUGAUGACGUACCACAAUUAGGAGGUUGUGCUGCUGCUGUACGCAUUUCAAGAGAUUUCGAGACCCUGUCUGGUUAAAAUAAGUUAAUGCAAGAAGUAUAAAACCAGUCAUCAGCCAUAGUUAUUCUGUGCUGCCUGAUCUUAAGCUUGAUUUUAUAGUUGUGCCUCACAGCUGAUUCUAAAAUGACAGUCCCAGGCAAGUCGAGUAGUGUGGACUGCAAUCCUAAAUUUGGUAGUGUGAACUUGGAUUAACCUAAAAUCAAUAUUUUAAAAGUAUUUUAAGUGUGGAAACGGCAAUGGGUGUAAGACUUAUUUUUACAAUGGAAAAAUAUACUGUUCCCAUUAGCUAGUUUGUGUGAACAUUCCUGCCGCCAUGAUGUUUUGUGAUUGUAAAUUUAUUAGUUCGAUAUCUGUAUUCACUAGACAGUGACCUUGUGAUGCAGCUAUACUAUUGAUGUCUGAUUUAUAAGCAAAUUAAGUUUCUGAACCCUUUUAAUAAAAACAAAGCUGUAGUAUAUAACAUACAAAUACUUAUAAUUUUUGUCAUGCUGCUUUAAUUUGACAGCACCAUCACUUGGCAUUGGAGAAUCCAGUUUCUGCUACUAUCAACCCUUUGUCACUUCUUAAAUACCACUGGAACACGUAUUUACCUUCCGUGGCACCAUCAAAUCCAUCCACUCUGAAAAGCAGUGCACAGCAAUAUUUCUUUUUGGCUUACAAUACAAUAUUUAUCUCCAAACAGUCUCAAAAUCACUUUCAAAGUUCACUGUCUGUGUUUUUAUGCAUAACAUGACUAUGUAAUGCUUUUAGGAGUGUUUAAGACCAAACUAAACGUGCAACAUGCUGUGUGACGUGGCCUGUAUUUCAAAAUCUAGACAUUGUUUCUCUAAGUCGUGUUUCAAGUGAAGGAUUUAGAUCAACUCCUAAAUCAUACAAUGACAUACUCACCCGAAGUUCAUGUUUGCCAAACACUGUGCUGUUUGAGUCCUGGUCAGGAUAUGUAGGUUUAAAAAUUGGGCCAUAAUUUAGUACGGAAGGUCCACAGGUGUAAUUACUGACCUUUUUAUUGAAAAUCUGCCAUCUGUGUUGUGCCAGAGCGGAAAAAAGAAACGCACACAACUAGUGAAAAUACAUUUUUUUUACUCUGUUAAAGGGACUAGAAUGAAAUCAAAAAGACCUCCUCUGUGGUGAAUGUUUUGUUUUUCCAUAGAUGUGAGAUAGUUCUGCUAAAAUAUAUAUAUUACACAUUAUAAAGUAUGUUUUAGCCCUUUGUUGUUGCAUGGAUGAAUAUUUUUUUAAGAAAUCUAUAUGACAUAUUUGAAUGUGAGUUAUAAAUCAUUUAUUUAAGAAAAA
This is a messenger RNA of Trichomycterus rosablanca, 4195 nucleotides long. It is a transcript of the gene ip6k1, whose product is annotated as inositol hexakisphosphate kinase 1. Lineage: Eukaryota; Metazoa; Chordata; Actinopteri; Siluriformes; Trichomycteridae. Gene Ontology annotation, cellular component: cytoplasm; nucleus. Gene Ontology annotation, molecular function: inositol hexakisphosphate kinase activity. The transcript is spliced from 6 exons. The coding region runs from base 274 to 1551 and encodes 425 amino acids. The record is from RefSeq and is a predicted model, not a curated record. Gene Ontology annotation, biological process: phosphatidylinositol phosphate biosynthetic process; inositol phosphate biosynthetic process.